AUUUGAAUCAACCUCCCCAGCACUACCACCCACUUCCGAGCUCGACUUGAAAGAGACAGACGGACGCAGCGCACAUAACACACCUCCCUCCUUCCUUCCCUCCGGCGUGCACUGCCCGUCUCUCCCUCUGUCACCACAGACUCUCCACCGAUUCACCUCCGGCUGCCUCAUCCAGGCAUGGCAGACGGCUUUACCCCAUCAUGGCAGUGCUACAUUACACCCUUGACUUCAAGCUCCGUGCGCCAGCUGAUGUCUCUGCGACUGUGCGUGGCCUGCAGUCUAUAUUUCAAGAGCAGGAAAUGACAGAGAAUGUCCAUGACUCGGAGGGACACGGAUAUCUGGCAACCUUUGUCGGCAAGAAUGGCAGGUUUGCCAUCUUACGAAUGCACUCCCAUGGUCUGGUGACCUUUGACCUGCAGUGUCUUGAAGGGGAUGAUGUAGCGCAAGUGGACAAUGUGAGUUAA
This is a messenger RNA of Sinocyclocheilus grahami, 464 nucleotides long. Its product is annotated as spermine synthase-like. The transcript has 3 exons. Gene Ontology annotation, biological process: spermine biosynthetic process. Gene Ontology annotation, molecular function: spermine synthase activity. NCBI's taxonomy places the organism in Eukaryota, Metazoa, Chordata, Actinopteri, Cypriniformes, Cyprinidae. The record is from RefSeq and is a predicted model, not a curated record. Bases 201 to 464 code for a protein of 87 amino acids.